AAUUGAUACCAUCAGGUCCAAGAGCCCACUGUCCAGAAGGAGAAUUUCAAUGCGCUCAGGGAUUCUGUAUAAUGGGCUACAAACGAUGUAACGGUAUAGAAGACUGUCCCAGUGGAAACGACGAAUGGAACUGCCCACAACCUACUUAUCCGCCAUAUGUCGUCUGCGGAGAUGAUGAAUUCAACUGUGGCGAUGAAUGUAUUGAGAACGCCUACCGUUGCGAUGGCCUCAAGGAUUGCAAAAAUGGAAAAGACGAAGAAGACUGCAAAUGCAGUACCAGCCAGUUCCAAUGCCACUCAGACAACAUGUGCAUUGAUAGCAAUUUGAUCUGCGACGGCAGCUCUGACUGUGCAGACAACUCAGAUGAAAGGGAUUGCAACUUGACAACUCUACCUCCAAUUGGCUACUGUGCGAGAGACGAACUCAGGUGUGACGAUGGAAGCUGCGUGCCAACGUUCAGGCAGUGUGAUGGAAGACCGGAUUGCCCUGAUGGUACUGAUGAGCGGGGAUGCCCCUGCAGGAACGACCAAUUCCCCUGUCUAGACGGAAGCCGCUGUAUUGACAGUCGACGACGCUGCGACAGAUGGCGCGACUGUAGCGAUGGAAGUGACGAGGCUAACUGCCCAACUUCUCCUCCUUCCUACACUACACCGGAACCAACUACUCCCACCCCUCCAGGAAUCAGCUGUCAACCAGGCUACAGGCCAUGCAAGAGGGUCAGGCAGUGCAUUAGGGCUGAUCAAUUGUGUGAUGGAACUGCUGAUUGCUCGGAUUUCUCUGAUGAGGAUGGAUGCCCUUACAACAGGGAAAGGCUCGACCUUCAUACUUAUCCUGAUGCUCAAGAGCAGAAAGAACGCCAAGAGGUAGUAUUCACAUGCAGAGAUGAAGGUCCACUACGAGUUCGUGUGCACUGGGAACGUGAAAAUGGCCUUCCACUUCCACCAGGCUCAGCUGACAUCAAUGGACGGCUGGAGAUGCCCAACAUUCAACUAGAGCACCAAGGCACCUACAUUUGCGUUGCCGAAGGGUAUCCCAAAGGAACACCUGGAGCUGAUGCUACAGUACAGCUUAAAGUCACCAAAAGAAUCCCACCUCCAUCUUUGCGACCACCAACAGCUUGUGGGCUAUUCGAUGCCACAUGUGCCAAUGGAGAUUGUAUCCCGAAAAACAAAGUUUGCGAUGGUCACUUUGAUUGUGGAGAUGGAUCAGACGAAAACAGAUGCAAUCCAAGUGGUUGUGAGCCCAACGAAUACCAAUGUGCGAACAAGAAGUGCGUAUUGAAGACCUGGCGGUGUGAUUCUGAUGACGACUGUGGUGACGGUAGUGAUGAAGAGGGCUGUGGUUCAGCGCCACCUGGUUCUCUAUGUGCUGCCCAUCAGUUCCAGUGUCGAUCUGGUAACCAGUGCAUUCCCAGAAGCUACCAUUGUGACCUUGAGAAGGACUGUGUAGAUGGAAGUGAUGAGGUUGGAUGCGUCAAACCUGUGGUGUACCGACCUCCACCACCUAUGGUCAACCUGGUGGUUGGAGACCGUUUUGAGAUCAAUUGUACCGCAGUUGGGGUUCCAACACCUUUGAUUGUGUGGAGAUUGAACUGGAGACACGUACCCGCCAAAUGCAGAUCACACAGCGAAAACGGUGUCGGAACCUUGGUGUGCGAGAACAUACAAGUUGAAGAUCAGGGAGCGUAUUCUUGUGAAGCGAUCAACAUCAAGGGAGUGACCUUUGCUCAUCCUGACACGAUUCUGAUGGUCAAUCGAAACAGUUUAUGUAGACCAGGAUACUUUAAUGUUCAAGCUAGAAAUGAGAGGGAAUGCAUCAAGUGCUUCUGCUUCGGCCAGACCAGUACCUGCCGAUCUGCUGAUCUAUUCAUCUACCAAUUCCAACCGCCUUUCGACUCUUUAAAACUCUUGGGAGUCCGGGUGGAUCCAGUACAAGGUAUCGUCGAUAUCAGAGAUGAGCCCAUCUAUAGAGGAACUCAACCUGAUCUUACUCCAGCGGGAGCCAAAGGUGUUCAUGCUGCUGGUCCAGAUAGUAACGAGCUGAAUCAACCAGACGUGUGGCCAUACUUCGCUAUGCCUGAAAACUACCAUGGUAACCAGCUGAAGAGUUACGGAGGAUUCCUCAGAUACUCUGUGACACAUUCCAACAGAGGUUAUCCUAGUCCUGGUCCAGACGUGAUAAUUUCGGGCAAUGGCUACAUCCUCCAACACCAAUCUCGUAAAACCCCCACCCUCUACCAAGAGGACAACUUCGAAGUCCGCUUCUUCGAAGGAGAAUGGUACAAGAAAUCUCCCAGUAUUCCAGAAUCUGUAGCCACCAGGGAAGAGAUCAUGAUGGUCCUGGAAGAUGUGGAUAACAUCCUAGUCAAACUGCAAUACAACUCAGGUGUGCUUAACACCACUUUGACCAACAUUGCCAUGGACAGUGCUGCGACACCUGAUAGUGGCCUAGGACCUGCUAGCUACGUUGAGGAUUGUAGCUGCCCAGCUGGGUACAGUGGAAGCUCUUGUGAGAGGUGUUCUGAAGGAUUUGCACGACGCAAGACAGGCCCAUGGUUAGGACAAUGUUUGAAAGAACAACAAUCAUGUCCUCCUGGAAUGUACAACGAUGGAAGAGAGUGCCAGAUAUGUCCAUGUCCUCACACCAAUCCAAGCAAUCAAUUUGGCAGGACGUGUCACCUAGGCUCCGAUGGUGACGUAGUUUGCGAUUGUCCCCCUGGCUACGUAGGCAACCGUUGCCAACAAUGUGCAGAAGGCUAUAUCGGUAACCCACUGAUACCCGGAGAUUCCUGCAUACCUGAUCGAAGACCUCCUGAACCUUACUGUGACCUGUCUGGAUCUCUGGACACUAGACCUGAUCCUUAUGGGAAGUGCAGGUGCAAGGACUUGACUGAAGGAUCAAGCUGCAACCAAUGUAAGGCAAAUACAUUCCACUUGAGCUCCAAGAAUCAGUUUGGCUGCAUUUCAUGCUUCUGUAUGGGCGUCUCAAUGCAAUGUUCCAGCUCUAAUUGGUACAGAGAUAAGAUCGCGACUUACUUCACCAGUUCAACAAACAACUUCAAAAUCAUCGACAAUCUUAACAGAGAGUAUCCUAUAACCGAAGGUAUCACUCUCAAUCAGCAAGACCAAUCUAUCUCAUACAGUGACUUCUCAUCACCAAAUGCUUACUAUUGGUCACUUCCCUCAUUGUAUUUGGGCAACAAGAUUACUUCUUAUGGAGGAUACUUGAGGUACACACUCAAACAUGCCCCAGUGCCGGGAGGUCAGAGCUCCAGGAAUGUUGCUGCAGAUGUCGAAUUGAUAAGUAGAAACAAUAUAAAUCUACUGUAUUACAACCGAAAUCAAAGUUAUCCCUCGAACUCUCCUCAAACAUUCGUUGUGCCGUUGCUUGAACAGUACUGGCAAAGGUCAGAUGGUCAACAAGCUGACAGAGAACACUUGCUGAUGGUCUUGGCAGAUCUGGAAAACGUUUACAUCAAGGCCACGUAUUACACCCAGACGAGUGAAUCAUCGCUCAUAUCGGUGGAACUAGACACAGCAACUGACAGAAACACCGGCUCAACAGAAAGAGCAUUAGAAGUGGAGCAAUGUCACUGUCCUCCUGGAUACACUGGCCUUUCUUGUGAAGACUGCGACGUCGGGUACUCCCGCACCACCAAGGGACUCUACCUUGGUACGUGUGAACAGUGCAACUGCAACGGACAUUCUGACGAGUGUGAUGCUGAAAGCGGAAUAUGCUUGAAUUGCAGAGACCACACAACUGGAGACAACUGUGAACUUUGCCUCCCGGGCUACGAAGGAAACCCAGCAAAUGGUGGCAUCUGCACAUAUACAGGAACAGAAAUACCGUGUAGCUGUGACCCUAGAGGAUCGGUCUCCUCUGAAUGCUAUGGCGCAAGAUGUAGAUGCAAAACGAAUGUAGAGGGUAAUAACUGUGACCAAUGUCGUAGCGGUACGUUUGGUCUAAGUACCAAUAACAUCGAUGGGUGCGAGGUCUGUUUUUGUUUCGGACAAUCAUCUCAGUGCAGCGAAAGUAACUUGUACAUUGAACAGAUACCCAUACAGAUAUUGCAGGACAACCAUGGAUUCACUAUUACAGAUCAACUCUUUGUCAGCAGAGUUGCUACCAACUUCAGUGUAGACAUGUUCCGCAACGAAAUCAACUAUCCAGUACCACCUGGUACCAGGGACACACUGUACUGGUCUUUGCCCAGCAUAUUCACAGGGAAUAAGGUGAAAUCCUACGGGGGACAACUUGAAUUCGUCCAAAGAUAUACCCACCAUCCAUCUGGAAGGUACAUUCCCAACAAAGAUGUCAUCAUUAACGGAAAUGGAAAGACCAUUUAUUGGAGCCAUCCUGGAGAACUGAGGCCAGAUGUAGAAAAUGCCGUCUCUGUUCAGCUGCAUCCCAGCGCUAGGUGGUUCGUCAUUCUCAACAAUAUACCUGACAGCCCAAUUUCGCGGACGUACCGAAUAGACGGCGCUUACGGCACCAAACCGGCUUCAAGAGAAGACAUCCUCAUGGUUUUAUCAAAUAUCGACUCAAUUCUUAUCAGAGCUACACCAUCAAGUGAUACUAGGGUCAGCUACUUGAGCGACAUCACUUUGGACACAGCUGUGGACACGGACACUGGAAAGCCUAGGGCAAGCAGCAUUGAAGUUUGCAGAUGUCCUCCUGGGUACCGUGGAACGUCCUGCGAAUCCUGCGCAUCAGGGUACUACAAAGACUACUACUUCGACAACUCAAAACCACUUGGAACAUGCCAAAGAUGUCCAUGUAAUGAUAGGGAAGAAGGAUGUGAAAUGGGACCUGACAGAAGGGUUAUGUGUCACUGUAGACCAGGUUAUACUGGUAUCAACUGCGAACAUGAAGGUGCGCUGAUCAAAGUAGACAUGGAAAUCCAACCACCACAAGUGAUCGCACCGAUCGGCACCCAAGUGAAGUUCACUUGUAAGUUCCUCUCAGACCAAUACAGCGGACUCAACAUUACCGUAGAAGGACUAAAUCUAUACAAUUUCGAAACGGUUGGCAAUGAGGCAACGUUCUACCACGUGGUAGGCUGUUACCAACAGCAAAUUCGAUGUGUGGCUACGAACAGACUGAAUGAAGAAGUUGGUUAUGUCAGUGCAGUUGUUUAUCCAGCUGGCGUCACAACUACUCCAUAUCCCGAGGUAAAUCCAACCUACAACGCUCCAACCAUAGACUUGACAAUUGAAGACCACCAUAUUGGCAUUUACGAAGUCGGAAGCACUGUCAGAUACCAAUGCUCAGCCAAAUCGCACUACUCACCAAGGGUGCAAGUUCAGUGGAGUAAGGAUGGUAGCAAUUUACCCUCAAGGGCAAUAGAUGAUGGAAGAGGACUUCUUGUUAUAACCAAUUUAAAAGUCACUGAUUCAGGAAGAUACAUUUGUGAAGCGAGUGACGGAUACUCCAUAGCGACGUCUAGUGUCAAUCUCAAUGUUGGAGUUAAAGAAGAUGAAAGACCAAGAAUAGCAAUAUCAGAGCCAUACGUAGAGGUAGAUGAAGGGCGACCAGUUGACAUAAGGUGUGUCGCCAGUGGGGUUCCAGCUCCAGAAUUGAGCCUGACAAGAUUAGACGGACAACCAUUGGACCCAAGGUACUUCUCAAAUGGAGCCUUCCGCAUUCCUUACGCUAGAGAUUCAGAUGCUGGAACCUACCAGUGCAUUGCGACAAAUAGAGCAGGUUCUGACUAUGGACAGUUCCAAGUUGUGGUACGCAGAUCAAAUAUUGGUCAACACACCAACCUUGUUAGAGUUGACAUUAGCCCACCGUACUUCUCAGGUAUAAGCGGAGACACAAUCCGUCUUAACUGCAGCGCUCCCGUGAACGUCAACUGGAUCCGCUGGACCAAACAAUCUGGAAACCUUCCUUACAACUACCAAGAAGACCGAGGUGGACUCAUUAUACCUAACGCAAACCCGGAUGCCUCUGGCGUGUACAUAUGCACUGUCAUGUCUUCUCAGGGGACCAGCAAUACUAGCACUGCUUCUGUCAACAUCAGAGGAAGUGACUUCAAUAGCGAAUAUCCUACCACGAAAGUGUCUCCUGAACGAAUCACUCUCCAACAAGGUCAGUCCACUGAGCUGAACUGCAUGGCAAAUGGAAGGCCCACACCAACAGUCAAGUGGACAAAACUGAAUGGAGAACUAUCAAGAAAUAUUGAACAACAAGGACCUGUACUAUAUAUCAGAAAUGCUAGGGUGGAAGAUAGAGGAAUCUACGUAUGUGUCGCUACCAAUGAUCGAGGGAUUUCACAAAGUUCUGUUGUUGUAGAAGUGACUGCUCUAGAAAUGCCCCGAUUGGAGAUCCACCCCUCAAUGAGUCAAACUGUGGUAGCAGGUGGCAGCGCUAUUGUACAGUGUAGAGUAAUGGAGGGUAGACCAUCACCUACCAUAUCCUGGAGAAGAGCAGAUGGCAGACCGUUGAGUAGAAACGUUGAAGAGAUGUCUGGCGGAACUCUAAGAUUCAUGGACAUGAGCGUGAACGACCAAGGUGAAUACAUCUGCACAGCAACAAAUGAAGCUGGCACAGUGACAGCAUCUGCACACCUGAUCGUCCACACGGCUCCUGAGGUGCAGAUCACACCGACUCAAGACACAAUUUCUAGGCCAGAAGGCGAAUAUCUCAGGCUGAUCUGUCAGGCUACGGGAACACCACAACCUACUGUUCAGUGGAGCAAGUAUGGAGGAGUCCUUCCUGGACGUAGAGACAACCUCGUCAGUAUCCCCAAUGUGGCUUACCAAGAGUUCAACCGCUUGAGCCGAGAUGACCAAGGUGUCUACGUCUGCAGGGCUGAGAGCAGUGCUGGAAUUACAGAGAACAGGAUCCAGUUGAUCAUAGAUCCCAGAAGAGGAGAUGGAGGUGGUGAUGAUGCAACUCAUCCUGGAGGUCACUGGAAAGACAACGAACCAACUGGUGGUUACAAUCCUGAUCAUUCUGCGCCAGAGUCCGAUGAAGUCUUCAAAGCAGCUGUUGGCUCUAGAGCUGAAAUAAGGUGUAGCAUCAAAGACGUCCAAGGAAGCAGAAUUGAUAUCAGUUGGAUCCGAACAGACAACACAAGCCUGCAAAGAAACGCAUAUGAAAGGAGCGGUACUCUUUACAUUGAUAACGUUCAACCAUCUGAUGCUGGAGUCUACAGAUGUUUGGGAAUCGAUCAAACUACCAGAAAAGUCGUCUUCGGACUCAAUACGUACCUUAAAGUCCUUUUCCCACCACGUAUCACAUUGGUCCCGCCACGUCAAGUGGUGCAUCCAGGUGAAGAUGCCUACAUCAACUGCACUUCAACAGGAGAACAACCUAUCCAGACAUGGUGGGAGGCUGUUGGAAGAACCAUGCCCGCAUCUGUUUACACGAGAGAGGGACACUUGAAGUUCAACAACAUUCAACUUAGCGACACUGGUAGAUAUCUGUGUAAGGCUAGGAACAAUGCUGGAGAAGCAGAAGCUGUAGCUGAUGUAAUAGUAGAAGAAAACAUAUCAAAACCAGCGAUAACAGCAGAGCAGAAACAACAAGAUGCCCCACUGGGUUCCAACGUGCGACUAGGAUGUAGAACAGCAGGUGAUCGAAAAACAAUCCGUUGGUAUAGGCAGAACCAACCGUUGCCACAGAAUGCUCAAGUUGCUGAUGAAGUGCUGUACAUUUCCAACGUUCAAUAUCAUGACCAAGGCAGGUACUACUGUGAGCUGUCGACCAAGGAAGGCGCUGUUAGUGAUUACAUAGAUCUACAAGUAUCUAGACACGUAUCAGGCGUGCCAACAAAUACAGGACACGUCGAAAGCAUGACAGCUCCAGAGAAUUGUCCCAGGGAAUGGUACAGAUGCAGGAACGGUAUCAUCUGCAUCCCGCCUGAACAGAUGUGCGACUACAACAAUGAUUGUGGGGACAAUUCUGAUGAAGAUGAUUGUAAACCAAGGAUUCGAAGACGGGGUCCAUAUUCAGCCCCAUCACUCUACAUCACGCCCUCCGACAGUGACCAACACCGCCCAGGAAGCAACGUUGACAUCGCCUGUCAAUCCAGCGAACGUGGCGCCAUCACGACGUGGUCGAAACCUAGCGGUUGGAUGCUAGAUAACAUCAGGAUUCAAGGAGGCAGGAUGAGAAUUGAAAGGAUCAGGCAGGAUAAUGCGGGCGUGUAUAGGUGUGAAGCUACCGGGCAACAAGGGGUAUAUCAUAAGGACUAUCAGCUUAGAGUUGCUGAUGAGGAAGUUAAAGACGAACCACCACUAGAAGUAAAAUCCGUCCCAAGAGGUUCCAACGUCGUUCUAGAAUGCAAGACUAACUUCAACUCACCCAACUCAUACAAAUGGUCAAAACAAGGUGGAACUCUACCGAAUUACGUUGACAUUUACAGUAGCACACUCCAACUGAACGAUGUGGGAAGCACAGACGCCGGAACCUACACUUGCACAGCAACAAGUGGUGCCAGAACCAUCGAUGUGCCAUUCAUCUUGGUGGUAACUGGAAUCGUACCACAUUUCGCUCAAGCUCCAAACAGCUACAUCACACUGCCGACCUUGAUGGAUUCCUACAUCCAGUUUGCCUUUGAAAUAUCAUUCAAACCUGAGAAUGGAAAUGGAUUGAUUUUGUACAAUGGAAACAGAGGAUCAGAGAAGAAUGGAGACUUCAUCGCAUUGCUUCUUGUUGAUUCUGUGCCUGAAUUCAAGUUCAACCUGGGGUCUGGAACUGCAACGCUUGUAGCUGACCGUCCGAUUUCUAAUCAACAGUGGCAUACUGUUAAAGUGGUGAGAAACAGAAAGAAGGCUACAAUGUUCGUCGAUGGAGAGGGUCCAUUCAUAGCAGUCGCUGAAGGAAAGUACAUUGGACUGGACCUGACAGAACCCUUGUACCUUGGUGGAGUACCGAAUCCAAACAAUAUUUCACCAGACGUCUUCACCUACAGCAGAUAUAUAGGAUUUGUAGGUUGUAUCAGUAGAUUCAAAAUAGGCCACAACCACGUGGAGAUCAUGCGUGAAGCUCUGAACAAAACAGGUUUGACCACAUGCGAAACAUGUUCCGAAGACAAAUGCGAGAAUAAAGGUGCCUGUCAGGAAGCUUUGACGAAGGAAGGAUUUACUUGUAUCUGCCCGUCUGGGUUCAGCGGAGCUACGUGCAACAAGUUGAAAGGAGAGGCUUGUUCGCCAUAUGCCUGUGGAGUGGGACGUUGCAUAGACCUAGAGAACACCUUCACUUGUGAGUGUCCACUAGGUAGGGCAGGUCGUAGAUGCGAGAGAGAGAUCAUUGUCAAUGAACCAGCAUUCCAAAAUGACGCUUACAUAGCCUAUCCACCUCCAAAACCAAACCGAAGGCUCAAAAUCACAAUCAAGGUGAAGCCCAAUGGUCAUGAAGAUGGUUUGUUGCUGUAUUGUGCUGAAACUGAAGAAGGCCAUGGUGACUUUGUCAGCUUAGCGAUCAAGGACGGUCGACCAGAGUUCAGAUUUGAUGCAGGAAAUGGUCCAGUUGUGAUAAGAUAUAGAGAGGAACUUCAACCAGGCAAGUGGCAUGUAUUAACAGCUAGCAGAUCCUUGAGUGAUGGCAGACUGCUAGUAGAUGGCACGACUCCGGUGGUAGAACGGCUUUCGGGAAAUCACAAGACUUUAAAUUUGCAGACACCAUUGUAUGUUGGAGGUUAUGACAAACAUCAUAUCAAGCUGAACAACGGUGUGCAAGUCUACAAAGGAUUUGAUGGAUGUAUAGCCAAUAUCAACGUCGCUGGUACCGAUAUGAACGUUAUCUCCAAUGCAACAGAUGCUUCAAAUGUCGGCGAUUGCAGCGAGUUCAGUCCAGAAGAGGCGGACGUAGACAACAAUAUCUACUCUUCAGAGUUUGACAACACCCAACCCAAGACCUUUGAUAUGCAUCGUACUGGCUGCUCAGGAAGUCCGUGCAAAAAUGGGGCACAGUGUUAUCCCCUGAGCCCCAUGGAAUAUAAAUGUUCCUGCCUUAUUGGAUACACUGGUCAAAACUGUGAGACUGAAUUGUUCAUCUGUGACCAAAGACCUUGCCAGAACCAAGGUGUUUGUAAAGGAAAUAAUACUCACUAUAGCUGUGAUUGUCCCCUGGGCUAUACUGGGUACAAUUGCGAGCAAGUAACUGAAUUGCAAAACGAUGCUCACUUCGAGGGCGAUGGAUAUCUGGAGUUCAGCAGAGACCUUCUCGACCACCAAGGUGAAAAUGAGGAGGUGAUUGCUCUAGAGUUCUCGACCAAUGCGACUAAUGGGCUUAUAUUUUGGCAUGGACAGACACCUAAUGAAGAUGGACAAGGACAAGAUUACAUCUCCCUUACACUGCAAAACGGCUAUCUGCAGUACAGCUUCGACCUAGGCCAAGGAGCAGCGAUAAUACAGAAUCGUCAAGUUCGAGUGGAUAAUGGAGAGAGGCACAAUGUAAUUCUGAAGAGGAGAGGAAGACGAGGAACCAUGGAUUUGGAUAAUACUUGGAUGGAAGAAGGCGAUGCGGAAGGAUACACCGCAGACAUGGACUGCAAAGGAAAUAUCUACAUUGGAGGAACACCAAAUAUUCCUCUCAUGACGAGCUCCAGGGUGACUCAAGGUUUCGUUGGAUGUAUACACGCCUUCGAACUUCAGAACUCGCAGAGAUUAGACUUAGGAAUGAAAGCAAUAAAUGGGUUGAAUGUCAAACCAUGCUCCAGUUAUCCAGAUCCCUACAACCAUGAACUGGUGAAUUGAUUCGCUAGAAGAAGAUGAUACAUAGUUUUAAAUUAUAAUUUCACUUAGUUUCUAUCUCCGUGCGACUAUGUGUUCAUUUUUUAUGCGCAAUUUCUUUUUUGAUAUCCGUGUCUUUACUUCCGCGUUUCUUCAUUUUGUACGAUCUACUUUAUACUGCCAAUUUCUGGUCAUCCGAGUUUUUCUGUAAUGUUAUUUUUGUUAUCGUGUAUUUUUCGUUUAGGUAAGUGUGCCAUUUUAAUUUUAGAUAUUUCAGCAUAAAUAUUGUUGUCCAGAAAAUUGAGGCAUAUUAUCUGGUGACAUUUAAUUUGAAGUAAACCACAUAAUUGUCACUCCAUUGGAUUAUUCGAUUCUGCGGCCAUCAAACAUUGAAGCUUUUUAAGUAUUUUGACAUAAUAUUUCACGUAUCAAAUAUAAAAGAAUAUUUCAAAUCCUUUCAAUCUGAAUUCUUGUAUUUAUUGACUUUAAAAAUGUAUACUCACAGUUAGUCAUACUGCAGUACAUUGUGUCGGAAAAGUUUGCCUUAAUGUUCCUGGACGUAACUGUAUAAUUUCCAAUUUUAUAUUUUUGAAACGUUAAAUGUAUGGUGCUAUCGCAGUAAUAUUUGUAUUUUUAUUCUCAGUUGUAAUGUCACAUUAGUACUUAUGAUAAUAACUCCAGUUGAAUCAAUAUUUCAACAAAAAGUAGUACGUAAACAAUUGCUAUGUUGCCAAGUUUUGUUUUCAAAUGCCAUAAAGUGAUUUUAUCAACAAUGUUUUUAUGAGAUCCUUUAAAAUGAGCAUAGUUUGAAAAAAUGGUUUUGUUUAUAACUACAAACGUGUCACGAACCCCAACUUACAAAAUUUAGUACACUCAAACAACGUUCGACUAUAGAAUUUUGUUAACCAGCCCAAUAGACUAUGUUUAAAGAUCAAAAUGAAUAUUCUUUGAAGAGUAGUUUCAGUAUGAUUUGGUUCGACUGGAGAAAAUUAGUUUUAAUAAUGAAAAAAGUAAGUAUACCAUGUGUGAUGUCAUAACACGAAACGUAUCAGCAAACGGUGAUUAUUAACAGUACUUAUAGGUAUAGAUAUUAUAAAGAAUAUUUUAUAAAAACGCUUAAGUUUCAGCUGUAUAGUUAACUAUUAUGAAUGUUACAUAAAAAUAUUGUAUAAAUUGAAGUGGAAGCUUAGAAAUUACCGGAGCUCAAUUUCACUAGCUACUUGCUUGUAAAUGAAUAUAUGACACUAGAACAAUUCAUCGAUACAUAAUAUUUAAGGUUCACGAAACUGUUCAAGUUAUUAUCCCUUUUUGGCAUUUAUAGUCUGCAUCAAUUUUGAAAUAUGAAAUUGAGCGUUGGUAGCAUUUGUAUUUAGAAAAUAAUAUUUCUCGAUAUCAACUGGAUAAUUGUGUUAUCUUUAAUGAUUCUGAGACCAAGUUUCAAUGUUUUAGUUACUAUUGCUCGAAAUAUCUGUAGAUUAUUAGUUCAAAAAUUAUUAUGUUUUACGUUCUAAGCUUCCCUUAUUCGUCUAAUAAAAUUGCCUUUUUCUACAGUCACCUGUAAAGAGAUAUUCUGUAAGGAUUGUGUUAGUUAUGUUGUAUAAUUGAAAAAAUGCCUUAAAUCAUUUACUUACAUGUUAUGAAGAUGGAUUUCCAAUAACUGAAGACAAUAAGCAUAUUUAAAUAAAUGUAACUAAUACGUG
This is a messenger RNA of Acanthoscelides obtectus, 12382 nucleotides long. The record is from the annotation of a GenBank genome assembly. NCBI's taxonomy places the organism in Eukaryota, Metazoa, Arthropoda, Insecta, Coleoptera, Chrysomelidae.